CUUUCUGAACGCACACACCGUGAAUCGAACUCAACAUCGGACAGAUUUUGCUCUACUUCUGAAAGCGUUUUCGCUCCAUAAUGACGUAUCUAAUUGUCGAAAUUUUCACUGUUAUAGCGUUGGUCCUCUGGCAAUAUCUGAAGUCGUUUGUUCAGUUUUUUUUCCCUCCUCCACGGAAGGACAUCAAUGGAGAAAUCAUUUUUCUGACGGGCGCGGGAAGCGGUCUUGGUCGCAUGUUAGCCUUCAAAUUUGCCAAGCUUGGAGCCACAGUGAUCUGCGUCGACAUAAAUCAAACUGCUAACGAAGCUACGGUGGAAGAAAUCAAAUCUCUUGGCUUCCAGGCUCGGGGCUAUAAGUGUGACUGUAGCAGCCGAGAUGACAUUUAUCGAGUGGCCGAACUUGUAAAGAACGAAGUCGGCGAAGUCACAAUUUUGAUCAAUAACGCAGGGAUCGUCAGCGGCAAAAAAUUCAUGGAAACAGAAGAUUGGAAGAUUCAGAAGACCUUUGAGGUUAACACGAUGGCACACUUUUGGACUACAAAAGCCUUUUUACCAUCCAUGCUGGAGAGAAACCAUGGUCAUGUUGUGACAAUAGCAUCAUCUGCUGGCCUGUUUGGAGUGUGUGGUUUGUGUGAUUACUCUGCGUCGAAAUUUGGAGCAGUCGGCUUUGAUGAAUCACUGAUGAUGGAGCUUAAUGCAAUGAAGAAGACUGGUGUCCAUACAACUGUUGUCUGCCCAUUCUUCAUUAACACAGGAAUGUUUGAUGGAGUGAAAACAAGGUAAAUCCAAGAAUUACUACAGUAGAAC
This is a messenger RNA of Orbicella faveolata, 806 nucleotides long. Its product is annotated as short-chain dehydrogenase/reductase family 16C member 6-like. Lineage: Eukaryota; Metazoa; Cnidaria; Anthozoa; Scleractinia; Merulinidae. Gene Ontology annotation, molecular function: oxidoreductase activity, acting on the CH-OH group of donors, NAD or NADP as acceptor. The record is from RefSeq and is a predicted model, not a curated record.